This is a messenger RNA of Lactuca virosa, 399 nucleotides long. NCBI's taxonomy places the organism in Eukaryota, Viridiplantae, Streptophyta, Magnoliopsida, Asterales, Asteraceae. The record is from the annotation of a GenBank genome assembly.
AUGGACGAAUCUUCCUGCGUCGAGGGAGCGGGUGCCGUCUUGAUACUAACUAGCCCGACAGGAGAAUACAUAACAUACGCAUUGCGUUUUGACUUCAUCGCUUCGAACAAUGAAUUAGAAUAUGAAGCACUAAUUACAGGGCUACCACUAGCAAUCAAAAUGGGUUGUGAGCACAUACACACUUUCAUAGAUUCAAUGAUUGUAGCCAACCAAACGAAUGGUUUGUACGAGGUAAUGGGAAGAAAUCUAAUGCAAUAUGCGAACAAUGUAAAGAUAUUAACAAAGCAAUCCAAAACCUUCAAAUUGCAACACGUACCAAGGUCAAAGAAUAAACAUGUGGAUGCGCUGAGCAUGUUAGCUUCAUCAACAUUCUCACACCUCGCAAAAAAAAAGUGGUAG